CACCUUAAGCCUAACCACUCUUACCUCCCACUCUUUAUAUAACUUCCCUCUCAACGCCAUCUCAGCCAUCACCAGCCCAACUCCUCUCUCUCUCUCUCUCUCUCUCUCUCUCUCAUAUUCUUCACCAAACAAGAAUGGCGGAGGAGGUUCAAAAGGCAGCAGGCCAAGAACAGGUGGCGCGAGUAGAAGAAGAAGUGGUGGUGGUAGCCGAUGCUCCUCAAGCUGAGAAAAUGACACCAGCGCCAGCACCAGCACCGCCCUCAAUGCCGGUGGUUGUUGAGAAAGAGGCACCACCAGUGCCGGAGACUGAGGAGGAACCAUUAAAGCCUAAACAAGUUGAGGAGGCUGUAGAAACUAAUGUGUCCAAAGCCAGUGGUGAUAAUGAUGAGAAAAUUCCGGAGUCAGUUUCUUUUAAAGAAGAGAGUAAUAAAAUUGCUGAUCUUUUGGAGUCUGAAAAGAAAGCUCUUGAAGAGUUCAGGCAAUUAGUUCAUGAAGCUCUUAAUAAACACGAAUUUAGUGCUGAAAAACAACCAUCACCACUCCCAGCAGCAGCAUCGACCAAAGAAGAAAAGGAAAAUAAAGCUAUGCCGGCGGUAGAGGAGGAAAAACCAGCCCAAGAGGAAACUGCGGGACAAGAAGAACAAGUGAAGCCAGAACCUCAAGUUGUUGUAGCAGAAAAAACGAAAGAUGAAGUAGUAAAUGAAGAAAAGAUUGAAAUGGUGGACAGUGACGUUGCAGAAGAAGAAAAGGUUGACGAUGACGGUGCAAAGACUGUGGAAGCCAUAGAAGAGACUAUAGUGGCAGUGUCUUCUUCUACGGCUCCACAGGAGCAGACUUUGCCUGCAGAGAAAGAGCCAGAAGCAAAGUCUGCUACAUCCGUGGACGAGGAAGCCAAUAAAAACGUUAUAUCUGCUGUACCACCAGAAGAGAUUUCCAUCUGGGGCAUUCCGCUUCUGGCAGAUGAAAGAAGCGAUGUGAUUCUUUUGAAAUUUUUGCGGGCGAGAGAUUUCAAGGUGAAAGAUGCAUUUACAAUGCUUAAGAACACAAUUAGAUGGAGAAAGGAGUUCGGCAUUGAGGAAUUACUUGAACAAGACUUGGGUAAUGAAUUAGAGAAAGUGGUCUUCAUGCAUGGUCUUGACAAGGAAGGACACCCAGUUUGUUACAAUGUGUAUGGAGAGUUUCAAGACAAGGAGCUUUACCAAAAGACUUUUGUUGAUGAGGAAAAAAGAAACAGAUUCUUGAGGUGGAGAAUUCAAUUUCUGGAAAGGAGUAUUAGGAAAUUGGAUUUCAACCCUGGCGGGAUUUCCACAAUUGUUCAAGUUAAUGACUUGAAGAAUUCUCCUGGACCUACUAAGAGAGAGCUUAGACAAGCUACCAAUCAGGCACUUCAAUUGCUCCAAGACAACUAUCCUGAAUUUGUAGCAAAACAGGUGUUCAUAAAUGUGCCUUGGUGGUAUCUAGCAGUCAAUAGAAUGAUUAGUCCAUUUUUGACCCAGAGGACAAGAAGCAAAUUUGUCUUUGCCGGUCCUUCUAAAUCUGCAGAAACCCUUUUCAGGUACAUUGCUGCAGAGCAAAUACCAGUUAAAUACGGAGGAUUAAGUAAAGAUGGGGAGUUUGGCACAGCUGAUGCGGUUACCGAGAUCAUUUUGAAGCCAGCAGGCAAACAUACAGUUGAAUUCCCAGUUUCUGAGACAUGUCUUCUAACGUGGGAAGUUCGAGUAGUAGGGUGGGAUGUGAGUUAUGAGGCAGAAUUUGUACCAAGUGGUGAAGAAAGCUACACAGUUAUAAUUCAAAAAGCAAGAAAGGUUGCUGCAAAUGAAGAACCAGUAGUAUGCAACAGCUUUAAAAUCGGCGAACCGGGUAAAGUUGUGCUCACCAUUGACAAUCCAACUUCUAAGAAGAAGAAGCUGCUCUAUCGUUUGAAGACAAAGCUAUCUUCUGAUUAGAUGAGCGUAAUUUUUUGAGGUGAAUAUAAAGAAGAAAAUCAAAUUUGGUUAAUGGUUGCUGGAAGGCUACAGAAAGAGCAAGUGGUGUUGAUGUUGAGGAUAUUUGUUAUUAUAUAUUUAUUUGUAUAACUUUGAGGUUAAUAUUUAAGGAUGUCGUUUUGUCAUAAUGAAUUUGGUGUUUGGCUUUUUUGUGGGGUUGAAUGUCGUUCAUUUAGGGGGCAACAGAAUGUGUGGGUGGGUAGGGGAAGGUAAGGUGAUUCUUUGCAACUCCCAUAAGAACUUUGUGGCUUCCUUUCUCUUUUCCUGUAAUUAGGUAUUUAUUUUGGAUAUAUAAUAUGUUUUUUAGUAAA
Messenger RNA from Jatropha curcas, 2296 nucleotides. RefSeq names its product patellin-3. The record is from RefSeq and is a predicted model, not a curated record. Gene Ontology annotation, molecular function: lipid binding. Lineage: Eukaryota; Viridiplantae; Streptophyta; Magnoliopsida; Malpighiales; Euphorbiaceae.